Hemicordylus capensis (graceful crag lizard) is the source of this 1457-nucleotide messenger RNA. RefSeq names its product mucin-5AC-like. The coding region runs from base 191 to 985 and encodes 264 amino acids. NCBI's taxonomy places the organism in Eukaryota, Metazoa, Chordata, Lepidosauria, Squamata, Cordylidae. The transcript has 5 exons. The record is from RefSeq and is a predicted model, not a curated record.
UCCGGUCGUAUAUCAUUCCGUAUCAAGGGGGCCACACCUUGGGCAAGACAAGAGGGCGAAAGUAUGCAAGCUGAGCUGUCACGGACAGGCACAGUGGAGAUCUACCUACCACCCAGCCAUUUGAAGCGGAGAAUUCAGAACCAAGGAGACAUACACUGCAGGACUCUUGUUCACUUGAUAAAGCAUCAAGAUGAAACUUCAAUGGAUUCUGGUGCCAGGAGUCAGUUGCUGGACCCUGCUGCUGUUUUCUUUCUUCUUAGCAGUCACAGGUACUACUAUAUCUGCCAGGACAACAGUACCUUCAGUGAUCCUCAGUGGUGCCACAUCAGAGGCUCCCAAGACCACCCCUGCAAGAGUAUCCACCCCUGCAAGAGUAUCUCACACAACCCAACAAACAACUGAAAGGACCAGCUCUAUAGAAACAUCUCCUCAUGCCACAAGCAUCUCCAGCAGUACAAGUGCACAGCCAGCCAGUGUGACUAUCAGCAUUGGGCCUACAUCGUCCAAUGUCAGAAGUACACCUACAACAGACAAUGACAGAACUGGUACCACCCCAACAAUCACUGGUGUCAAUCCAUCAGCCAACAGGACCACAGCAAUGCUUUUGGCCCUCCUCUCUAGCACACCUGCUGCACCAGUGCACAAGAACAGCACCACUAUACCAAGUAACACAGCUAUACCAAGUAACACAACCAGCUCUUACAAGCCAUCUCUGGCUACCACGGUUACGCUGCUGGAAACGAAAAGUACCAAGCCAUCAGGUACAAGUGAUACGACUGCAACACCAAUCGACAGCACCACAGUCACAUGGGCAAAAGCCAGUGUUGGAACUGGUACCACCAAACCAGGAACAGAGACAACAACCAGUCCAGGAAAGCAACCACUGAAAUUCUGGGGGAUCAUUCUGAUUUCCUUAGCCGUGACUGCAGUUUUCAUUGCAGGAUGCAUUGGAUGCUGUUUCUAUUUACAAAAAAGUCGUCUCUAACAUCCCAGCUCCUCUCCUCAGACCUCCAGCUCCUCUUACUCAAUAACAUCCCUACCUUUAACAUGGAAACAAAAGAGUAUACACAAGGAUGCACUGAUUUUUGCUAAUGAGAGUAUAACCUGAUUCAUCCUCAUCAGGCCUUGCCUAUGUCAGUUGCAGUUUUCAGAUUAACCACCUACAGAAUGCUGUCAUCAUUUGUGGCUAGUUCCAUGAACUUCUGCAUUCCAGAAGACUGAGGAAGAAUUACCCACAGACUGUAAAACAAUGUGGAACAAAGCGAAAGCACAAUACUUUCACAUGUGGAAACCAAUAAAAGGCACAAGCUUUUUAUUCGUCUUCUGCGCUCUGUUUUUCAAUUGUGUCAAAAUAGAAAGGGAGGUUUCAUCCCCUAUACAUGUGAUGGGAAAUAGCUUCAAAAACAAAUCCUUGCAUAUAUAUUUUCUCAUAUAAAUAAAUAUAUAUUUCCAAUUCA